AUGGAAACAGCCAUGAACCUCUCAGAGGCCCAGCAGAUCACGCUUGAGAAGCUCAUGGCGUUGAUUGGGCACGAGCAAGUGGCUAUUAUAAUGGCGCAAGGCCCGGACGCACUUCUUGCACGUCUCGAGGCCUUCUUGAACUUUUAA
Molecule: messenger RNA, 147 nt
Organism: Peronospora matthiolae
Lineage: Eukaryota; Oomycota; Peronosporomycetes; Peronosporales; Peronosporaceae
Source: the annotation of a GenBank genome assembly